ACUCAUGAUUCCCAAACUUUCCACAGCACUUGAAGUAUCCACUCCUGUGCUUCUCGGCGUGAUUGACACUUUCUCGGGUUGCUUUGUGCGUGGAUACCGAGUGGCUCACUGCUGCAAACUGCUCUGAACAGAAGAGAAAACCCAAUCCACAUUAACAGCUCCUCUCCCAGACCAAAGCACGUUUGUAAAAAAAAAAGAAAAAGAAAAGAAAAGAAAAGUGCCAAACAGCCACGUAACGACAGAGCAUUAUGUUAGCUUCAGGCUAGCCAGUGCUAGCUAGUUGAGCAGCGGUCAGUGCAUGGCUACGCAGAGACCAGUCCUGACUCUCUCCCUCGCAGACUCUUGUCAUGGGGAGUAAAAUGUCCUUCAGCAGAGGAAGCAGUGACCAAAAUACAGUCUCUGAGUUAACUUCUGUGGCAUCGCAUCCUUGCAAUUCCGUUCAUGCCCCUUCGGACUGCAAGCAGAUACCUGAAGACAAGAAAUGCAGUGAGGAAGACCUGGAAUCCAGGAGGGGAGAAGAAAUGAAAGCAACAGAACUGACUCAACCUGUACCUGAGUCCCACUCAUCGGGGCACACGGAGUCUGAUGGCCUUGUUGGCUCUGAAUCAGUAGGCGGAACAAACUGUCAACACAGUGAGCGCAUAUCGCCGCAGGUUGGAAUGGAAGCAAAGUCCAAAAUGGCAUCUGCGAGCAUGUGCAGCUCUACAACAGACAGUCACGGACAGCCUGUGGAGGGCCGCAGAAAACGUGGGCGCCCUCGUAAAACAAAACAGUUGUUGACUGUAGACACAAUAGAUCCAGAGUCUGCAGCUCUUGACGCAGUUCAGCAUGAGGAGAUCAGCACGACAAUACCUUUGCCAAUAUGCUUGGUGAACCACAACAGUGACCAUGUGCCUAAUGCUGUAGACAGUCCCUUAAUCAAUAAGUCACCUCAUAAUGAGAUGUCUAGUCCUCAUACUGUCUCUGAUGGUAAAGUAGAAGUUGGUGACCCUGUGCUGCCAAAAAGAAAAAGAGGAAGACCAAGAAAAAAAGAAAUCAAAGCUUUUAACACUACAGAUGCUACGGCUGCUGUCAGCGCUCCCGCUGCUUCCACUAAUGCUAAUAAUGUUAGUGGUCCUACACGGAGACUGAGGAGUAGAGGAGAACACCCUGUGGAUCUGGAUGGAAAGACUGAUAGCCAGAUAGACCUCAAGCAAACUGAAAAAACUCCUACAGAAAGUAGCGACAUAUUGAACUUUCAAGGUGUUAAAAGAAGAAGGGCCAAACUGGCCGAUCAGCAGGUUCCAGCUAAAGUGUCCAGACUGGAUGUUUCCCAGGAGGCCUUUUCAGUGUUGAGCAAUGACACAGGCUCUGGGGAGAGAGCUAAGGGAGAUAAGCUGGGAGAACUGAACACUGACAAACAAGAGACUGAUACAGAUGGAAAGGGUGAUCAGCUGUCCCUGCUGCCUGCAGAGGGACAAGAGCAGCAGGCAAAACUGAAGGAAGGUGCUUUACUAGAAAGAAAACAGCUUUCCCAGCCAGCAGCUGAGCCUGAAGUUAUUCCUUCAGAGGGUUUGAACAGUCUGAACGUGGUAUGCCCUACUCAGAGUGAUGACCCUAAGAUAGAACAGUCAGCUGACAUGAAUGGCAGCGAGGAGUCCCAAUCAAAAAACAAUCUUGAACCUCCAAAUAACACACACUUGCCAAAUGCAGAGCCCUCUAACACAGAUGUCGUAACAUCCUCUGAACAACCACCUAAACCUGUUUUAGUCCUCCCUGCUGUGAAAGCUGAGAAUAUAGAGAUAGAGCUGGACCAUUUAAAUCCUGUUUCUGAGUCAAAUAAUACAUCUUUACAAUACAGUGUUAGAUCUGAGGGUCCAAACAGUGAGCGAAACACUUUCAGACGCAAGAGAGGAGGCAAGAGAAGGAGGAGACUAAGUAAUGUUUUGUUACAGAAAGCUCAUCUUGCAGAGGGCCAUGAAGGCAGUGACGACGCUCAACAAAAAACAGAGUGUGAUGACGUGAAGAAGGAGGAUAGCCUAAGUGAUGCAAAUGUCAUCUACACGAAAAAAGGGGGAAAAACUCUGUUGAAAUGUGGUUACUGCGGUCAAAUAUUUAAAUUUCUGUCUCAGUUCAUCAUCCAUCAACGAGUUCAUACAGGAGAAAGGCCUUUCAAAUGCCCUGAAUGCGGCAAGGGUUUUAGCAAAAAUUCAAACUUGAAUCUUCAUCUCAAGACGCACAGAAAGAACAACAUGUAUCAAAAAUGCCCAUUUUGCAAGAUCAAAUUCUCUUGCUCCGAAUACGCCUCUCAUAUGAAGACGCAUGCACAUGUGACAGACCAGGACUCUGAGAACAACAAAUCUGAAAAGCGGAGCAAAGGAAACGACCACGAAAACGGCCCUGAACUUCAUAGACCAGUUUCCCCAGAAAAGAGGGAAAGAAAAGUGUGCCAGUACUGCGGUAAAACGUUCCCGUUUCAGUCUGCCCUCAUAAGACAUGUGCGUGUCCACACCGGAGAGAAGCCUUAUAAAUGUGAUAUAUGUGGCAAAGCUUUCGGUCAGGCCUACUUCCUCCGCGUUCACGAGUUGACACACUGGUCCGUGAAGCGUUACAACUGCACACGUUGUGAAAAAUCAUUCACUCAUUAUAGCAAUGCAAAAAAUCACACCUGCAGACCAUCGGGAAGCGGGGACGAUUUACAACCCAACAGACGGGUUAGGCCUUCACUGACGUACACGUGCCACAUCUGCAAGAAUGUUUUUGAUCAUCUGCAGGAGUUCAACAGCCACAUGAAAGCACACACCGGUGCAAAGCUGUAUCGCUGCUUGUAUUGUGACAAGCUGUUUGGUGUGCUGUCUGAAUUCAGCUCCCAUCGCACGCAGUGCAGAGGAGAGGGAAACGCCUCCAGCUCUGCCACAAAAGAGUCAAUGUCAUUAAUACAGUACUCAGUGCCUGCACUUAGGUGUUCAUCCGGACAGAACUCAGCUUCUCCUCUCACGGCUGCAAAUUGCGAAACACAGAAAAAACGUCCCAAACCGGCCGCAAGAAACGCUUUGCUUGCUUAAAGAAACCAUUCCAGUCGACAGUCAUACCGGCUCACCCCCUCUCACACCUCGUGUCAAAGUUAAACAAACUAGAUAAUCGUUCAGACCCCAGGAAAUAUUUAUGUCCAAGCUGCGGGCGACUGUUCAGACACAUGGGCAGG
Messenger RNA from Dicentrarchus labrax (European seabass), 3184 nucleotides. RefSeq names its product zinc finger and SCAN domain-containing protein 12. The record is from RefSeq and is a predicted model, not a curated record. Bases 348 to 3044 code for a protein of 898 amino acids. NCBI's taxonomy places the organism in Eukaryota, Metazoa, Chordata, Actinopteri, Moronidae. The transcript is spliced from 3 exons. Gene Ontology annotation, molecular function: DNA-binding transcription factor activity; RNA polymerase II cis-regulatory region sequence-specific DNA binding. Gene Ontology annotation, biological process: regulation of transcription by RNA polymerase II.